AUGUCGACAUUCGACGAAGAGCUGUUAGACUUCAAUAUAGAUGAGGAGCUGAAAGCUCUAGGGGACGAUGGUGGGCAAGCAUCGCCCAAGGAGCUCAACUUGGAAGAAGAAAUAUGCAAUUUUGAUCUCCUUGAUGACAUCGAACUAGACACAACAAUCGGAAGCAGCUCUAUUGAUAGUGAAAUAUUGAUGGAACUCGGUAUUGAGGAUUUCAUGUCAUCAAUAACCGAUGCCGAACCAAAAGAUAAUAGUAUAACAACAGAAAAAGAAGAGAACAUUAAAGAUAAUGAAGAAGCAUCGUCACAAACAAAACAGAUCGCAGAAACAGACGUGGUCGUAGACGUAACUUCCUCUAUUGAUACAUCAAAUGCACAAACAAAGUCGUCCCAAUCUAUAACGCCAAAGGUGAAACCGAGCCCACAAAAGCCAUCCGAAGGGAGUUCGAAGAUAAUACCCACAAAAUCGACGACUGUUGAGAAAGAAGAAGGUGAAAUAAGCGGUAUCGGUGCGAAACAACAAUACAACACUCAAUCAGUGCAGAAAACAAUGAACUCGCAACAGUUAGGUCGUGGUCGUGGUGCAAGGAGGACCGAUUGGCGGCCGAUUUAUCGUCCUGGUUUUGGACCUGGUGUAGAGGCAUUGACUGGGAUGCCAAUGAACCACCAGUUGCCAAUGGCCGAAAUGCCAAUUAUGGGAAUGCACCCGGGUGAAUUUCCGCAAAUUUUGAGUCAUAAUAUUCACGUAAAUCCGUCGUUUGCGGGACGGGUGCGGCCGUUUGGAAUGGUAUUUCAUACUCCCUUUGGCGCAACUGCGCCACCAUUGAUGACUUAUCAAGGACCAAUGGCCCCACAAUUUAUCGGACGAACAAACGGUUUUCCACGCCACAACGGACUAAACAAUUUCGGUCAGCACCAUCUCCAUAUGCAGCACAAUCAACAUAACAUCGGUCAACAUAGUCAACACAAUCAGCUUGUGCCACAGAAUGAUUGGAGAUUGACACAAAAUCAAAUGCAGACACAAAUUUCCCAAAUGGCAAAUAAGCGCAAGACUCCUACAGAUGGAUUUGAACAGAAAGAACAAGAUACUAACAAGCGAACUGUUGCCAAAUCUGUGAACAAGAAUACCUCGGCAUCUACAAAUUUGUCUCCGAAGUCUGCAAACAAUGUCUCUCCUAAAAUCACUGCUACGGCAUCUGCUAAGACUGUGGCCAAUGCAGCUGCUAAGAGUGCAGCUAGUGCGUCUGCAAAAGGUGCUGCAAAUGCAUCGAGUAAAACUCAAACCAAUGCACAAACGAAGAACCAGGUCGAAUCACCAAGAAGCCAGACUAAUAUAUCGGGCAAAUCCAAAACUGAUUCUUUGACAAUGAUUCAGUCUAACGCCGCCAGAUUGCCAGCAAACCCAUCCGCAAAGAUGUCUAAUGCUUCGACAAGAUAUCCCAAUGUGACUGCCGGAUCGGGAAAGAACGAAUUUAAUGUGGCAUCAAAGAACACAGCUGGUAAGGGCGAAAUGAACGCAACGAAAAACGCAGCGAAAAGGAGCCAGCCCGCUUCAUCGAUAAGAGCAUCAUAUAAUCAGUCUGCAAAGCCGUCUAAUUCACAAGGUUCCAGUCAUGUAAAUAACACGGCCGACUCGUCAUCUAGUGUGACGAAUAUGACGAACUCAUCUUCACCGUUAGCAAACGCAAGAUCUUCUUUAGCCGGUAGACUCAGCCGAAGAAAACAAGGGGAUCCUGUAGCUGACAACACAGCCACGUCACCCAGAGAAUCUGCCAACAGUGCGAACAAACGGAAAGCGGAGAAGACGGAUCUGCCCAAGGACGGCGGAGAUAGAAAAAAAGCUGUCGUUGAUGAGGCAGAAAGAUCAGGUGUACCUAUAACUCGUCCUUCAAGAGCUCAUAACGAGGCGGGACGAGGAAACAAUGCUAAUGCUGGUAUUAAGACUGAAACCAAACCAUCGCCUGGUACACAUGUGGUUAUUAGUAACAUUACUGGAGAUGUCACUCAGCGAGAGAUACAACGUAUGGCCUCAGAGGUACCGAAUGGUUAUUUGACUGUACAAAUCGAUCGUGUUGGACAAAAAGCCAGCAUUGUCUUUAAAUCUCCCGAAGGUGCAAAAAUAUUCCGUCGUAAAUUUAAUAAGAGUGUACUUGGGGGUGUUAACAUAGAUAUCAAGAUUACUAGCAAUAAAUAUGACUAG
Paraglomus brasilianum is the source of this 2196-nucleotide messenger RNA. Lineage: Eukaryota; Fungi; Glomeromycota; Glomeromycetes; Paraglomerales; Paraglomeraceae. The record is from the annotation of a GenBank genome assembly.